Messenger RNA from Pseudogymnoascus verrucosus, 1778 nucleotides. RefSeq lists its product as uncharacterized. The coding region runs from base 729 to 1622 and encodes 297 amino acids. NCBI's taxonomy places the organism in Eukaryota, Fungi, Ascomycota, Leotiomycetes, Thelebolales, Thelebolaceae. The transcript has a single exon. The record is from RefSeq and is a predicted model, not a curated record.
UCUCCCCUCUCUAAUCCCUCUCAUCCCUCCCAUCCCUCCCAUCCCCAUACUAUACUUUUGAAUGUAUAGUACUACUACAGCAUAUGCUACUGUACUAACUACUAAUCCCUCUCUCUUGGCUUUUCUCAACUCCACCCUUCUUCCCUCCUCCUUCUCCCCUUUCGUCCACUCACAGCCCUUGCGGCAGCUAGCGAUGCGACGUUCCCCUCGUCUCUCCUCGCCUCUUUCCAUCUUUCUCGCCUCUUCGUCCUAAUACGGCCUGGCUGAUGUCUGGCUAGUAUCCUUGGUGUGAGCCUGUCAUGCUCCUAGUCGCGGUUCAUACCUUAAGAUGCUGGUUCUGCCCAAUGCGACUACUUUACCAGACUACUAACCACUCUGCUCCACUACCCAUCACCAACAGGCACACGACCACCUCACGACUACCCCGACGACGCUGUUAUCUGUGACCCUACACCCUCUACUCUCUCCUCAUCCUCACGGCCUCAUAUCUGCUUCGUCUUCAGUGCACUAUAUCCAUCUAUACCAUCGACGACAACGAAUCGAGUUAUAUUCUCUGACGGCACCCCUCACCUUUCACCACACAACCACUCCGCAGCAGACCACCAAUGAGUGAGCGGGAUCGUGUCCUCGUCUUUGUUGAGGCGAUGAACACGCCUCUAUAGCACCACUUCGCCCGCAUAUAGCGGCCCAAAAGAACCAAAACCAUAACCACAUACCGAAACACCGGCAUGAGCACGACCACCACCUACCACUGGGUCAACACCCUCACCUCCUCCCUCACCCCGACAACCUUCACCUUCACCUUCGUCCUCACACCCUCUAGCAAAUAUACGUUUACUUCCAAACUACCCCCCGCACCACCCCGCCCCGCUCCAUUCAAACGCCGCCGGCCCCUCUGGGACGUCGAUGGCUCCCCACACCCCACAAAGAAGAAGCGCCGCCUGCGCCUAGGUCUCGUCACCUCCCGCCUCUCCCGCCCCUACUCCUCUCCGGCGAGCAACAUCGCCGACCGCGGCGUCGCCCGUAUCGGCUCUGCUUCAUGGCCCGUCUCCCGCCGGCCUGAGAAGAACGAACUCCGCAAGGCCGCCAUCAUGAACCGCGUCCGCCAGCGCCUGAGUGUCUUGAAAGCGGCACAGGCUAAACCGCCGCCACCCGCUAGCGUCCCACAGAAACGGACACACUCGCAGCUCGUCUCUGCACUUGCACUGCGCGACGUCGUAGCACCGAUGGCGAGGACAUACGAGGUUCCAUCCCACCUUCCGCCUUCGCCGCUUGGGCUGUCAAAUUAUGACGCGCUCGAUCUGGAGGAGGAGGAGGGGCUAGGGAUGGAUAGGGAGGGAGAGGACAUCGAUGCAGAUAUGAGUGGGUGUGGCCGCGGAUACUAUAGCGAUUUCAGCGUCAGGCGGUCCCCGCGCCCGGAAGGGGAGGACUACGAUUACCUCGACGAGCUGGAUGGGAUUCCACCCUUAUCGCUGGCGGAGGAACCACCACCGUUGCCGCAGCUGCCGCCAUUAUCGAUUGCAAAGGCGGAGGCGAGGCAACUGGAUGAGAAGGCGGAGGUGGGGAUGGAUGUCUAUAUUGCGGGGGGAGCUCACGGAGCGGGGGCAUAUGUACUGGCGUAGUUGAGUGGGUGGACAUCUUCAUGGAUUGGCGACAGGCGGCAGGCAGCAUGGGGAUCAUUGCAUGGACAUGGAAAUGAGGAAAAGCUGGGAGUUGGGGUCUCCCCUGCAUGAAUGAACGGAGUAGGAUAAAAAUGACAUUCCUGUUUUGAUACCCAC